This is a messenger RNA of Capsella rubella, 1456 nucleotides long. RefSeq names its product GDSL esterase/lipase At2g23540. The record is from RefSeq and is a predicted model, not a curated record. NCBI's taxonomy places the organism in Eukaryota, Viridiplantae, Streptophyta, Magnoliopsida, Brassicales, Brassicaceae. Bases 129 to 1286 code for a protein of 385 amino acids. The transcript has 5 exons. Gene Ontology annotation, molecular function: hydrolase activity, acting on ester bonds.
AAAUUCAUUUUUAACCACUUAAACACUUUCUCACAAGUUUCCCUUCGAUCUCAAACUAACACUUUUGUUAUAUACUUGUUAUAUAAAUCUCAAACAAUAACACCAAAACCUUCUCAAAACCAAGAAAUAUGGCUACGUCAGGCAGAGUCUCUCUAGCUUUCACUAUCCUCUUCUUCUUCUUCUUCUUCCUCUUAACUCUCACUUCUUUAGUUGAAUCUGCUGGUCGUGGAGUUACCAAUGAUAAAAAAGGCGGCGGGUUAGGAGCUUCCUUCAUAUUCGGAGACUCUCUAGUCGAUGCCGGAAAUAACAAUUAUCUACCGACGUUGUCGAGGGCCAAUAUGAAGCCUAAUGGUAUUGAUUUCAAAGCUUCCGGAGGAAAUCCUACCGGCCGGUUCACCAAUGGCCGGACCAUCGGUGACAUAGUUGGGGAAGAACUCGGGUCAGCCAACUACGCGAUUCCAUUCUUAGCACCGAAUGCGAGCGGCAAAGCUUUAUUAGCCGGUGUGAAUUAUGCAUCUGGAGGAGGAGGAAUCAUGAAUGGCACAGGGAGAAUCUUUGUGAAUAGGUUAGGUAUGGAUGUACAAGUUGAUUUCUUCAACACUACACGAAAACAAUUCGAUGGUCUACUAGGGAAAGAGAAAGCAAAAGAGUAUAUAAGCAAGAAAUCAAUAUUUUCAAUCACUAUAGGAGCAAACGAUUUCCUCAACAACUAUCUAUUCCCACUCCUCUCCGUUGGUACACGGUUCACUCAAACUCCUGAUAAUUUCAUCGAUGACAUGCUCGAGCAUUUACGCGACCAACUAACUAGGCUAUAUCAAUUGGAUGCAAGAAAGUUUGUGAUCGGGAACGUUGGACCUAUCGGAUGCAUACCGUACCAAAAAACGAUCAAUCAACUAGACGAAAACGAGUGUGUGGAUUUGGCUAAUAAGCUAGCAAAUCAAUACAAUCUUCGAUUAAAGAGUUUAUUAGAUGACCUAAACAAGAAACUUCCCGGUGCAAUGUUUGUCCAUGCCAAUGUCUAUGAUCUUGUAAUGGAACUUAUUACCAACUACAAAAGUUACGGGUUCAAAACCGCGACAAAGGCUUGUUGCGGUAAUGGAGGACAAUACGCGGGUAUAAUUCCGUGCGGACCGACUUCGAGUUUGUGCCAAGAGAGGGAUAAGUAUGUGUUUUGGGAUCCUUAUCAUCCGAGUGAAGCAGCAAAUGUCAUCAUCGCGAAGCAAUUGUUAUAUGGUGAUGUCAAAGUUAUAUCUCCAGUCAAUCUAAGCAAACUUAGAGAUAUGUGAUUUGAUUGUUUGUUGAACUAUAAAAAUGUCCCUUUUGGAACAUUUAUUUUAUACACAGUUUAAUUUCUUACAUUUACGUUUGUUAUACGCCAAAGUUAAAGAUCAACUCUUUUGUGUAUGAAAUUUGUUGCCGUGUUUGAUUUUAGUGAGAAUGCUUUUGUUUCUGUCAA